ACGACACAUAGAUUCCGCCGUCCUCUCCGUCGUGCGCACAGAGUUGAUCGACGAUGAUUGAUCUAUGCUCUCAAAGCGUAAACGUGCGCUAGAGUGCUCGAUCUCCGGCCCUUCAUUGACCAGCAGGCGCCCUUUCGACACGUCUGGUGACCCCAGGCAUUCAAAGUGGGAAGCGAACACGACCUUCUUAACGUACUACCUUUCUAUAUCCGCUCUCACGAUCAUCCCUGUCGUCAUCACUCGUCAUCUCAUCCGCUCCCGUGUAUCCGGCGCGGCGGCGCGGGUGCAGGAUAUCUGGGAUGGAUAAAUAGCCGGUAUGCCCAUCGUGCCUCUCAAAACGCGUACCUGCUCUAGACAAGAUACUGGUCAAAGCAUACGAUAUGGAUCGUUGCCCGGACGAAGUUCUCUACAUCAUCUUCACCCUCGCCUGUUCCGACGACGGAGCGACGGGCCGCGCGCUCUCACUGCUCUCGCACCGCAUUCGCAACGUAUCUUUCCCCGUUCGAUACCGCUCCGUCGCAGUCUUCGGAGUAGCGCAGAUCAAGGCGUUCACAGCGAUCCUUUCUAAUCGCCCCGUUGAUCCCGCGCUCGGAGAGCAAGGCGUCUUCCGCUCGGUUCAUGCAUUACCUAGGGUGGAGCACUUGCUGGUAUCGAGCUCUAAGCCGACACAGGAUGUCGCGGAUGAUGAUGAUGAAGCGGCCCCGAGCAACCUCAACGAUGAGACCCUAAUCGAUGAUCUAGUUGACCAUCCCGAUGAGGAAGCCAAGGAGCUUGCACUUGAAACUUGGAGCCAAGACGCCAAAGCAGCCCUUUCGGGCCUCCUGGCAAUCAUCGCGCCCUCCCUACGCACGCUCUUCACCAACGCCAGUUGGGACGCCGUCGCCGACUCUCCAGCCCCCUUCCCUCGUCUCACCGCCCUCACCGCCUCCGACUCUCAGAAACCCUUCCCGUCCCGCAUACCCUGCUCGUCGCUGACGGAUAUCCACCUCAUCGGCUGCUGGCACGUCAUGAGCGGGACCCAGCGCGUCAGCGACGUCUGGAACAUGCUCGCGGCCUCCGCCUUCCGGAGCACGCUCUCGCAUCUCCGCCUCUCCGACGUGCGGUUCGGGGACCCGGCCGAGUACCUGCGCGUGCAGCUCGACGUUCCCGUCGAUGCCGUCGACCGCGGUGACGGAACCUCCUCCGAGCCAUCGCGGACCCCCGUGCCGGGCGCCCCCGCCUGCUUCAGACCGGGCACGGCGAGCGAACAGAGGGCGAGCGAGACGGCGGCGAUGCUCCCGAAGCUGAAGCACGUCUGGAUCCAGCCGAAGAGAUGCGUGGGCGUGAGCGAGGGCUGGUGGAAAGCGAACAUGUUGAGCAAUGGCGCGAUGUUGGCGGGACUGACGACAGUGGCCGAGCAGUCUCAGAAGAAGAAGAAUGGCGCGGGCGUUUUGAUGGUGCUUUCGGAAAGCGGCGUGGGCUAUGGAGUCGGGCAGUUGUUGAACGAUUGGUUGAGCUACAUCGGGGGAGAUGCGGGUCCCUGGCUAGGGCUUAGGAGUUGAUAGUGAAUGUUUUCAUCCAUUCGCGAUCAUAUGUAUAACCAGAAUCCCGUCAGAAUUCUGUCCCUAAUACACCAUGAAUGUAUGAUU
Molecule: messenger RNA, 1628 nt
Organism: Punctularia strigosozonata HHB-11173 SS5
Lineage: Eukaryota; Fungi; Basidiomycota; Agaricomycetes; Corticiales; Punctulariaceae
Exons: 1
Coding region: 381-1541 (386 amino acids)
Source: RefSeq, a predicted model, not a curated record